Molecule: messenger RNA, 264 nt
Organism: Rotaria sp. Silwood2
Lineage: Eukaryota; Metazoa; Rotifera; Eurotatoria; Philodinida; Philodinidae
Source: the annotation of a GenBank genome assembly
AUGACUAGUUAUAUGGAUUUCAAUGAAACAACAACGAUAAUAAUGUUAGAAAAUGAAUCAACAACAACAUCAAUCAAUGAAUCAUCAUUAGAUGAUCUCUGUAAAAAUUUUCAUCUUAUCAUUUUUCUUUGUAUUAUAUUUAUAUUAAUUGUUUCGGCAAAUAUUUCUGUUAUUUUACAAUUAUGUUGUUCAAAAAAACGUCGUAGUCGAAUGAGUUUUUUUCUAUUAAAUCUUGCUUAUGCUGGUAAGUUAGUUUUUCGUUAG